AUGUUUCCCAACGAACCAGUGAUUCGCGAACAACUUGAUAUUCCAAAGAGUUUACAAUUAGCCGACCCGAAAUUUGAUCAACCUGCUCCUGUAGACAUGCUUUUAAGUGUUGGUACGACUCUUACUUUAUUUUGUCAAGGUCAAAUUAGAUUAAAUGAAUCCAACUGUUAUGACAUGAUACUACAAGAAACACGUCUUGGAUGGCUCAUCGGUGGAAGUGUAUUAUCGGAUACGACACACAACACAAGGGCCCUGGUACAAAAUCAGUUAACAGGUAUAGAAAGAAAAUUAAAAAAUUUUUGGGAAAUGGACGAUAUUUCUUCUACCAGAAUUUGGUCCAAGGAAGAGCAAGCAUGUGAAGACCAUUUUUUGAAAAACGUCAAACGAGAUGCUGACAACAAAUAUAUUGUUGCUUUACCAUUCAACGGAAAGGAAACCAAUUUAGGAAAAACAAAACAAGCAGCUUUAAAUCGUUUCAAAUCUCUUCUGCGAAAAUUUAAACGUAAUCCAAAGAUUGAAGAAAAAUACUCAGCUGUAAUGCAAGAGUAUAUUGACCUUGGUCAUAUGACUGCAAUUUAA
Messenger RNA from Leptopilina heterotoma, 579 nucleotides. RefSeq lists its product as uncharacterized. NCBI's taxonomy places the organism in Eukaryota, Metazoa, Arthropoda, Insecta, Hymenoptera, Figitidae. The transcript has a single exon. The record is from RefSeq and is a predicted model, not a curated record. Bases 1 to 579 code for a protein of 192 amino acids.